This is a messenger RNA of Centropristis striata (black sea bass), 6509 nucleotides long. It is a transcript of the gene shc3, whose product is annotated as SHC (Src homology 2 domain containing) transforming protein 3. Lineage: Eukaryota; Metazoa; Chordata; Actinopteri; Perciformes; Serranidae. Gene Ontology annotation, molecular function: receptor tyrosine kinase binding. The transcript is spliced from 14 exons. Gene Ontology annotation, biological process: intracellular signal transduction; cell surface receptor protein tyrosine kinase signaling pathway. Bases 2311 to 4323 code for a protein of 670 amino acids. The record is from RefSeq and is a predicted model, not a curated record. Gene Ontology annotation, cellular component: plasma membrane.
CACCUGCAAGAGAGCACUAAAAUGUGAAAUGAUUGCAGCAUUUGACUUCUUCUUCCUUUUAAUAAGAAAUUGCAACCACAAGGAGCAUUACCGCAAACAUUUGACUGCGAUUGUUGCUGGCUUGUUUGCUCAAUUGACAACUCUAUUAACCUCCUGAGACUCAAGUUUUAGUUUGGGCAGGCAAGAAAAAUCAAAAUGUACACCUGCGUCUGGAAUGGUCUCUUCCACUAUUCUGCAAGCCUCCCCUGAAUGAGUCAUCCAGCCGGCUCCUCAUUGGAUAAGACCAUGCCAUCCCAAGGGAUUGCCUUGCAGAGGCAGAAAGGCCUUGCUUCCAUUCACAGAAACAUUGGUAUGCCAGCCUGCUAUUUCAUUCACAUAAAAGACUAAAUAUUGCAUGCUUUUUGUCCUCUGCUCUUAUCCUCCUUUGUCUUUUUGCCUCCUCUUUUGAUUUGCGAGGGCUUGCCUUUUCUUCCCUGCUUUUGUGUUUGCCUUUUUUUUCUGAGGAGAGAAAGCAGACGUGCUGUCUUUUUUUUUUUUUUUUCUAUAUUUGCCAGGCAGGAAAGAGAGAUGUUGGGAGGGACUGCAGUGCGAAAUCUGCAGCAGAGUGCGAGCGGAAGCUGCUUAUGAAUGAGUGUCAGUCUUUCGGCUUUGCUAGAUGCUCCUGAGGACAUUUUACAUGAAUGGUGUCUGGCUGUGUGCUUUCCGCUACCGGGAAGACAAAGAUGCUUCAUUGCUGCUGCUUUUAAGGAGACUCAUGGGCUUUUUCUGUUUAUCCUUUUGGUUGUUUCAUUGACUCAUCUGCCUGAGAAACAUGUCGUUCAUAAUGUUUUUUGAGUUGUGUCAUUCAUGUAAUUCAACUUGGACCAAUUGCUUGGUAUUUUAGACAAGCUGUGAGAUUGUAUCUGCCUGCUUGUUGCGAACUGUCUUUUUUAUUCCUUUGUUGCAGAAUACUGACAGAGAAUUUGUGCUGCACAUUGGACAAAUGAUCUAAAAACAGUUUAAUGUGGGGAAAAAAUGUUAUUAUUUUUGCAUUUAUGCUUGAUUAUUAAUAUUUUGUGCAGAAACAAGAAGUGUAUUUAGUAGUCGUAGGUUUUUCAGAGUACAUAACUAAAAACCAGGAGUGAUGUCUGCCCAUAUUCUGCAGCUAUUAUAAAUUAACAUGGACAAUAUAUUAAUGAUGUUGCGUAUUUCCGGUCAUGCUAAAAUUUUACUGUAUUGUUGCUUUUAGUGACUUACUGUGCAGACGUUUCUUAGAAAAAAUACAACUUCAUGAAACAUUUAAAUAGAGAUAUUUAUUCUUGAAUCAAAGUAUUUUUGUUAGAAUAGAUUUUGGCAGGAUUUAGGCUGUCAAUUAAAUGGAUGCUAGUUUUCAUUACUUAUUUAUUUAUUAUCUUUGUGAUUAGUUUAUAGUGGUAAUCAUCCAUUUAUCACAACUUUUAGCAGUUCAUCCAUUUAGUAAGAUAUUCAUUGUGUAGGACAUUAAUUUAUUCAACAUAUUAUGAAUAAUUAUGUUAAAUAAUCAAGCUACCUCUCAUUCUUCAUUUCCUUUUCUCAGAAAAACAAAUAAGAAGGAAAGAAUUACAGAGAAUAAAUAUCAGACUAGGGAAUUUAAAAAUUGAUUGGUUCUAGUGUGCUGUAAGUGGGAGGUUUUUUUUUCUCCCUCCGACAGGAAGUGAUUUGCAGUGUUCAGCAAGCCUUUUGUUGAGAAGGUUUUCUCAGAUCAGUGAGUCAUGCUUUAGCUCUGAGCCGGCAGGCAGGCAGGCAGGCAGGCAGCAGUCAGUAGAGAGUAUUUGCUCUUCCCUCGCAGUAUCCGUGAUCAUCGACAACAUAGACCUUUCUCUGUUUUCUUACUUUUUGGAUUUUUGAGGCUAGAAAUCAGCAGCAGCAGCAGCAUCAUCGCUGGAAACCAAACAAGCUGCACCACAACACUGGCAGGCUUUUAGAGACCUUUUUCCUCUCCAUCCUCUUCUUCCUCUGCCUCAAUGCUGUGUUUCCAUGGAUUGUCUCUGUAUAUUUCCCUCUGACGGAUUGGAUUGCAGCUCUGGAUUUUUCUGAGAGCAGAUUGGACUUUGGCGACAGCAGCAGCAACAGCAGCAGCUCAACACAACCACCACUGUAACCUCAAUAGAGAAAAUUACAGUCAGGUGGCCUGUGAUUGCUAAAAGGCGUUUGCUGCCUGUACCGCUGCUGCUAUGUUACAGGAGAGGGUAAUCAGCACGGCUCAGCCACGUCUGCCAGCACACUUGUGAAAGAGGCAGGCUGUGCGUGUCGGUUGGUGGAGAGAGGGGAGAGAGCAAGAGAGAGAAGGGUAUGCUUCACCGUACCAAAUACAACCGCUUCAGGAAUGAGUCAGUAACAUCCGUCGAUGAGCUUCUCCACGGCCUGUCCAUGAACCCCAAGGUCUCGGCCACCCCCCAGUCUGCAGCCGAGACAACUUACACACCCCCGACUGAGGUCCAGACCUCCACCACCACCACUGCUUCCAGCACCCCCACCAGCCACGGCUCCGACCACCUGGAAGAUGGAGGCACCACCCUCUGCACCCUCAUCAACAAGGUGUCCAGCCUGAAAUUCAGCAACUCAGGCAGCUUGCUGGGCAUCAAGGGUCUGCCCUCAGCUGUCAAGGACCUGGCUGUGUCUAAGCUGCAGGGGGGUGGGGGAUCGGGCUCAGGCAGCUCCAGUGGCCCGAGCCCCAGUGCGGCAACAGCAGCGGCGGCAGCAGCCUCUGGUGUGGGCGGCUCUCUGUGCAGCUCGGCCUCCCAUUCAACCCCCUGCUCGCAGCUGGAGCCGGCCGUCAGCAUGAGCAAGAAGAGCAGGCUGGACGAGCUCCAGCCCGGCGGAGAGGACUGGAAUCCUGGUGGAGGUGGUGGACUGGUGAGCAAGCCCUCCAGAGGGUGGCUACACUCGAGUGAGAAGAUCUCUGGUCCAGGAGUGACAUACAUUGUAAAGUAUCUGGGCUGUAUAGAAGUCCUUCGGUCGAUGAGAUCACUGGAUUUCACCACAAGAUCACAAAUUACGAGGGAAGCCAUCAGCCUGGUGUGUGAGGCUGUUCCAGGGACCAAAGGAGCUCUGCGGAAGAGAAAGCCACCAUCCAAAGCUCUGUCCAGUAUCCUGGGGAAGAGCAACCUACAGUUUGCUGGCAUGUCCAUCAACUUAAAUAUCUCCACCAGUAGCCUCAACCUGAUGACCCCUGACUGCAAACAGAUCAUAGCCAACCAUCACAUGCAGUCCAUCUCCUUUGCAUCAGGUGGAGACCCUGACACAACAGAUUAUGUUGCCUAUGUAGCAAAGGACCCUGUGAACAGAAGAGCGUGUCACAUCCUGGAGUGCUCUGACGGGCUGGCCCAGGACGUCAUCAGCACCAUCGGCCAGGCCUUUGACCUUCGCUUCCAGGCGUACCUGCAGUGUCCCUCAAGCAAAAUGUCCUCCACACAUGACAGGGUAUUAAACAUGGAGGAGUUACCAUGGACGGAGGAAGAGGAGGAGUCAGCAGAACACCCUUACUAUAACAACAUCCCCGGCAAGAUGCCACCCCCCGGAGGCUUCAUCGACACCCGGCUGACCAAUCAAAAUGCAGCGUCAGAUGGAUGCCAGAUGGGCCCAGGUUCAGUAGAUCAGACAUAUUACCAAGGACGGCACUGUGGAGAAAACUGGGGAGAUGAAAGAAAGCCCAUAUUCAUACAGCAGGGAUCAUUUGAUAUAAGCAGUCUGCCCGAGAGUAAAUGUCAGGCACCAAAAACAGGAGAGAUGCCCGCGUAUGUGAACACUCAGCAGAUUGACGCCCAGGUGCUCGCAGCACUCCAGGCAGAGGCGGAAAAUGUGACAAAGGGCAUGGCAGCUGCAGCCAAAGAGAGCCCACAGAAGGACCUGUUUGACAUGAAGCCCUUUGAGGACGCCAUUCAGUCACAGUCCCAUCCGCCGCCCCAGUCCCAGGCCUCCAGCCUUCAUAAGGCAGCGUCGGUGGACAACUCGAGUCCUCUUCUAGUGCGCUCGGUGGCCUUCCGGGCACAGGAGGAGCUGGAGGGCCAGACGUGGUACCAUGGCAAAAUGAGCCGCCGUGACGCUGAAAAACUGCUGAAAGAAGACGGGGACUUCCUGGUUCGUAAGAGCACUACCAACCCAGGGUCCUACGUACUGACGGGCAUGCACAAUGGACUUGCGAAACACCUCCUGCUGGUGGACCCUGAGGGCACGGUACGGACAAAAGAUCAUAUAUUUGACAGCAUUAGCCAUCUUAUUGGCCAUCAUCGUGACAACAAUCUGCCGAUUGUUUCAGCUGGGAGUGAACUGUGUCUCCUACAGCCUGUUGGAAGGAAACAGUGAUGCUUGCAAUGCCUGGUGGGAAAAAGGAAGCUCUGAACAGUCUCUCCUACCAUCCUGAAACUUGAAGAUGAAACAUGACGAGAAGAUGCUUGAAGGCUCUAUGCGCUGACUGUGUUUUUUUGGAAAUUGACCCGUGGUUAUUUUACUGGAGGCACUGAAAGACGCAAGAUUUGUUUAAGAUAAAAAAAUAUUUAUAGAACUGUUAUUAUUUUGUUGUGACGACUGAAAUGCUAUAUUUUUGAGAAGACAUAGGUGCAUUUGGACAUAAUAUCUUGAUUUGGUGUUUUAAAAGAUUUAAAAAAAAGAGACAAUUGUUCUUGUAGUUUAGAUGAAGUGCAAAUCGAACCUCAAAGAGGUGAUUACAAGAGUAUUUUAGAAUAAAAAACCUGAAAUUUUAGUUUUGUCUGUCAAGCACAACCACAUUUCUACAGGAACUGUUGGCUAAGAGGUCGAGGAAACAAAAACAGUUUGGACAACAAAUGCUGUUUAUAAUGAAUUACUUUAGGAAAAAUGUCCUUUAAUCUCACCAAUAGCGUGACAGCUCACUCAAUUAGUCACUAUAUGAAAUCUGCUUUUAUCUGGGAUUAGAACUGAAUGUGUUUUGCUUUGCAGUAGUCACAAAGUGUCGGGGUGCAAACAGACAUCCUUCAUAGUGCUGUCAAUGGCUUUAAAGAUAAACUUUUUUUAUGAAGUAUUUUCUUGUGUCACUGCAGUCGCAUGACUUAAAAUCAACUGUUCUUGUGGACAUUGUUCGUAGACCUUGAUACCCCUUUAUUUGAAAGAGGUGCUUGUGUAUGCUGACACUGUAAAAAAAAAAUAUUUAUGCUUUUCAACCAGUGAUUAUUUCUUAAUUGGUUUUCUCUGGAUUCUUCUUUUAGGUGUAUAGUCAAUGAUUAGUUUUGGGGCUUUAGUCAUGCAAUUGAUAUUCUCACAUUCUUAAUUAGCAUUUUUCGGCUUUUUUCGUGAACUUUUAAAAGUUAGUGUUAUAUUAUUUGAAUGACCACAAAUGAAUAGCACAAUCAGAAAGUUAGAUCAGUUAGAUCAUCUGUGUCAGUUGUACCAAGACGAAUUACCAAUGUGUCGAGACGUAAUUUACACUUUUGACUUAAAAGACGGAAUUAGACAAACACUCACUCAAUACAGAUUGUUUAGCUCACCUUCACUUAUUGAUGUUAAAUGAAAAGAUUUUAUUUCUCAGUGUGUGGAUAUUUAAUGGCAAGGCUUCUGUUCUGCCACUAGAUGUCAUCACAGAAAUGCUUGUUUCCCCCUGUUAGUCCUCACUUCAGUUUCUUGUGUUAUUAGUAGCAAAGGAUGCUGGCUGUGUAUUACUUUACAGUACAGGGGAAACCAUUGUUGCUUGACAAGUCAGAGUUCAUUUGCAUUUUGCAGUCCACUGUACACAAUCAUUCCUCAGAACAGUUCCCUGUAUUUAGUGUUAUACAGACUGUUUUUGUAGAGUGGGAAUCAAACAUUUGAAACGGCUAUUAGAAAUAGUACACAGUUCUAGCAACAGACUUUUAAAAAUGCUCUCAUCCUUACUAUUGUCAGUACUCUGAUGGAUACCAAAUGAAUGGGGCAUUGUAUUUUAUAUGCACUGGACCACUUCAAUUGAACCAAAAUCAGCAUGUGUUCAAUGAGUUUGACAAGACAGAUGCAAUGUAAUAUAACGUGCCUGUAUUUUGCUGCAAGAGGGAGUGUACAGUACAUGCAUCUCACGCAUAUUUUAGCAAAGAGCAGUAUUGGGAUUGUUAUAAAAUACAUUCACCACCUUUUUUGGUUUAAGACAAUAAGACUUUCUUUGCUUCCUUGUGUCCCUUUUAGCAGAGCGAUGUGAGGAACGGCAUUUUGACAUUUUUGAGAGAAAGAGAGAAAAGGGCACAAGGAAUCAUUGGGUGUUUGUUUGUUUUAUUACAGUGAUCCACCAUUAACUUUUUUAUGGAAUUGUAAUGCAUUCACUUGAGAAAAAAAUAUUUCCCCUGUUUUUCAUAAUUAAUUAAAUAAUUAUCUCUAUAAUGUGUUAGAUAGUUAUGUCACUAGUUCCGAAUUUCUGCAAAUUCUUCAAAAUUCUGCGGUUUUUGUGAAUGAAUUAGAUAAUUAUCAGAUUUUUCUUUUAUUUAUUAAAUAAAUCUGUGUUUUUCUGGAUGAAUGAGAGGUUUAUCUCAUAAAAUCAGAAAUACAGAGCACAA